This is a messenger RNA of Scleropages formosus (Asian bonytongue), 1170 nucleotides long. RefSeq names its product cellular retinoic acid binding protein 2, a (gene crabp2a). NCBI's taxonomy places the organism in Eukaryota, Metazoa, Chordata, Actinopteri, Osteoglossiformes, Osteoglossidae. Gene Ontology annotation, molecular function: lipid binding. The record is from RefSeq and is a predicted model, not a curated record. The transcript has 4 exons. The coding region runs from base 317 to 745 and encodes 142 amino acids.
UGUAACGCGAAGUGACAGACGGGCGAGAUAAAGAUCAUUGUACUUAGAGGGACUAGGGUAAAAGUUAGGAUAAAAGCGGCUGACAGCCACUUCAGCUGUAAAGAAAAGUUGAAGGCUAAGAGAAAUUGUAAAAGAGCUCAUUGAAAGAGGCUGAAGUAGCGGAACAGAGAGCAAAGGGAACGAGACAAUUACAGCUAAGGCACAGAGAAAUUAGCACAACUUUUACUGAAGUUUUAAAAAGCCAUUCCAAAGCUAAGCCAUCACCUCCCUCUGCAGCCGAAAAUUAUCCGAGUUAUCCUUAGCCUUUUUUUGAAACAUGGACCGCAAGAUUGCCGACUUCUCUGGCACCUGGAAAAUGAAAAGUUCGGAGAACUUCGAGGAGCUGCUGAAACGCUUGGGAGUGAACAUGAUGCUGAGGAAGAUUGCUGUUGCAGCUGCCUCCAAGCCUUUGGUGGAGAUUAGCCAGGAUGGGGAGACUUUUUCCAUCCGCACCUCCACCUCUGUCCGAACCACCCACAUUGUCUUCACCGUUGGACAGUCCUUUAACGAGACCACCGUGGAUGGACGUCCGUGCACGAGUUUUCCCAAAUGGGAGACGGACAGUAAAAUCACCUGCGAGCAGACUCUCCAGAAGGGAGAGGGCCCCAAAACCUCCUGGACCCGUGAGAUCACCAACGACGGGGAGCUCGUCCUGACAAUGACCGCCGAUGAUGUGGUCUGCACCCGGGUCUACGUCCGAGAGUGAAGACAGACGCGUCGCUCCGUCCGUCUCCGUCCUCCUCACCGUGUGUUCUUUCUUGUUCGUUUUUAACCCAUCAGUACUGCGGAUGGCUGCCAGCCGCUGGAAUGUUUUAGACUAUAACAGUGUCAGGGCGUUGCUCAAAUUAUCAGUGUUUUCGUGCGUCGCAGCCAAAGCGUCGGUCCGUGUUUCAGCGAGUCACCUGUCUGUCGCCAUGCAUUGCUUUGUGGGCGAGCCUCAAGCGGACGGCUAAUUGUUCAUUGGCCAUCCCCGCCGUACGCCACGUCUCUCUCUUCGCUCCCUCUCCAGAGUUCUCUAUUUAUUUUGCUAGCGUCUAAUACUUUCUACUGUGUGUGUCUUUUAUAUAAAACAAAAUGUGGUGUUAGAAAAUAGCAGCUGAUGUGGAAAAACAAUAAAGCUUCAAACUCUGA